AAAAAUGAAAAACCUUUGUCCUUCCCUUUGAAAGCUUCAAUUUCACUCUCUCUAUUCUCUUGACAUCACUACACUCCACAUCUUCUCACUGUACUACACUUUCAUACUUCCAUAACUAGUUUCUGCUGCAACAUUAACACCUCACUCUCUCUCUCUGAAAAUCUCUGCAAAUUUCAAGUGGGGCUAAACCAAAAAAAAAAAAAAAAAAUCCUAUUCUCAUCAUCACUGUACCCUGCAACUCCACCACCUCUCAUCACAAACCAACAAAAAAAGUUCAAAUUUUGAAGCCUACCCACAAAUUAUUAUAUCAUAAGGUUCAAAAGGGCCAUUUUGAAAUUUUCUCUAAGUCUUUAUAAUCAACAAAUGAGUUUGUUUUGUGUUGGUUGGUGAAUGGGUUGCAUGGUGUCUUCUUUAGCUUCAAAAUUUGCAUUUUUUCCACCUUCACCACCAACGUAUCAGCUGAAGAAGAAUGAUGACGGCAAACUCACGGUGGUUUCCACCGCGUCUCCGAUUCCUCAUCCUGAUGAUAACUCAUUGGAUGUUCUUCUUGUUGAUACAAAACAUGGAAAUAAGAUAGUUGCUUUUUAUCUUAAGAACCCUUAUGCAAGAUUAACUUUGCUUUAUUCUCAUGGCAAUGCUGCUGAUUUAGGUCAACUUUAUGAUCUCUUUGUUCAACUUAAGGUUAAUCUCAGAGUUAAUCUCAUGGGGUAUGACUAUUCUGGAUAUGGUGCCUCUACUGGCAAGCCUAGUGAAUCCAGCACAUAUGCUGACAUAGAGGCGAUAUAUGAAUGCCUUGAAACCAAAUAUGGAGUUGGCCAGGAAGACGUAAUCUUAUACGGGCAAUCAGUUGGAAGUGGACCAACAUUGCAUUUGGCAGCUAAGUUGCCGAGGCUGAGAGGCGUGGUUCUACACAGCGGCAUUCUUUCUGGUCUUCGAGUUCUCUGUCAUGUGAAGUUCUCUUUUUGCUUUGACAUUUAUAAGAACAUCAACAAAAUAAAGAAGGUCAAGUGUCCUGUCCUUGUAAUACAUGGUACAGAAGAUGAUGUGGUCAAUUGGUUACAUGGCAACCGACUAUGGAAAAUGGCAAGGGAGUCAUAUGAACCCUUAUGGAUCAAAGGAGGCGGUCACUGCAACUUAGAGCUUUACCCUGAUUACAUACGCCAUCUAUGCAAAUUCAUCCAAGAAAUGGAGAAGAUGACAACUGAAAAGCGCCUCAAAAAGAUCCGACAAAGUCUGGAAUCAAAAUCAAAGUCGAAAUGUUGCUCCACAUGUACAUGCCCUAGUAUGAAGUGUUGUUGCAGCUGCAAAUGCAAGUUACCUAAAUGCUCUAGCUGCUGCAGCUGCAUAAAUUUUUCCCUGUCUAUCAAUUGUCCUGAUUGUUGCUGGAAACCUAGCUGCAUCAAGUGUUGCCGCUUACCGAAGUUCACAGAUUGUUUCGGAUCAACAUGCUGCACAAAAUGCUCAAUGCCUGGUUGUUGUUGUCCAAAAUGUUCAUUGCCUUGUUGCUACCCUAAAUGUUCAAGACCAAGUUGUUGCAUGAGUUGUUUCUGUUGGCAAUGUUUUAUGGGAAAACACAGUGGAAGAAAUGGAAAACAAAGAGGCUAAUGGUUAUAACAUGGAAUGUAUAGAUGCAUGGAAAGUCUUUGCUAAAACACCAUUUAAUAUUGUGAAAUGGUGUUACAGAGAGGAGGAAGUAGUGGAUGGCAAUUGUAGGGGGGGUGAUAUAGGUGAUGGAAUCAUAUAUCUUCUAUAUAUUUUUGGGUUAUUUAGAGUUUCUGAAGUUCUAUUGGAUUUUUUUACUCAUAAUCAUAAACAUUGGUGUGUAAAUUAACUUUCAAAGUAGUUGAAUUGUUUGUAUCUUCCAUUCUGUAGCCUUUUGAAGAUUUUGCCAUU
Molecule: messenger RNA, 1893 nt
Organism: Medicago truncatula (barrel medic)
Lineage: Eukaryota; Viridiplantae; Streptophyta; Magnoliopsida; Fabales; Fabaceae
Product: alpha/beta hydrolase domain-containing protein 17B
Exons: 5
Coding region: 391-1605 (404 amino acids)
Source: RefSeq, a predicted model, not a curated record